UCCAGCUCCGGUCGAUCUGGUACUUCUUUGGGGACAUGGUCAACAUCGUAUCGACUCAGUUUGGGCAAACGAGGCUGGUGAUCGAUCUUACUAUGUUCGAGGUACGACCAAUUUAGUCAGGUACCAUGAGCGUUAUCAGCCAUAUCUCAGAGCAGCGGGCUUGUCUAGUGUUUUGCCCCUGUUCCCUAUGAAUUCUAAUGUGAGUUUGAUUACUGCGCUCGUAGAGUGUUGGCGACCCGAGACGUCGACCGUCCAUAUACCGUUUGGUGAGGUCACGAUCACGUUAGAGGACGUUGUGACAUUGUCCGGUCUGGCGAUCGACGGUGAUGCCUUCGUAGUUGACAUACCGGAUGAGGAGUGUCGGCGAUCUGUUUGAGACUGUUAGGACGGGUUCUGGAUGAUCUUUCAGGCGGUGUCGUUAGGAUUGUUUGGCUGAGGGAUGAAUUCAGUCAUUUGUCGGGAAAUGCAUCCCAUGAGGUUACAAAGCAGUUUGCACGAGCUUAUGCUCUAUCUCUGAUGGGAGGUGUAUUGUUCCCGGAUCGGUCUGGAGCUACGGUGCACCUACAGUACCUACUUCUGAUUGAGGAUUGGCAGAGAGCUGGACGGUUCGCCUGGGGAGAAGCUUUUUUAUCCUACCUGUACCGUGAGAUGGGUAGGUCGGCUUUGCACAUUACACAUUCCUCCACUUCUCUAGGAGGUGACCUUGGUGGAUGGCUCGCCCUACUGCAGCUAUGGGCGUGGGAGCGAUUCCCACAUAUGACACCGCGACAUUCAAAGACGAGGGCGCAGAUUGCCGAGGAUGCAUCCCACGUGGUCUUCGAUGGCUUCCGGCCAACACUCGUCAAUAUGGUGACCAGCUAUUCCAGUACAAGCUGUGGUUUGACGAGAUGGAAACCAUGG
Messenger RNA from Linum tenue, 900 nucleotides. The record is from the annotation of a GenBank genome assembly. NCBI's taxonomy places the organism in Eukaryota, Viridiplantae, Streptophyta, Magnoliopsida, Malpighiales, Linaceae.